AUGGAUCAGUUUUCUAUGCCUGGUAAAUGCGAUGCACUUAAAGAACCUCGCGGAUUUGUGAGAAUCAUUCAGCUUCUUUUUGCAAUAUUUGCAUUUGCAUCGACUACAAGUUUUUACGGCCAUUUAAAUAUAUCGGAUGAUUGUAUUAAAGGUGUUCCUGUAAAUAAGACUAUCAGUUAUCCAUUUAAUUUGGCAUCCUUGGGAAAUCUCGUACCAAUCUGUGAACCCAAAAAGCCACUUUAUGGCGACUUUUCUUCUGGAGCACAAUUUUAUGUAUUCGUUGGAGUCAUUGUUUUCCUCUAUUGCAUUGGAACGUUACUUCUAUACACUCUUUUUGUCAAUAAUUAUGAAUCAAACGCGCUUAUCCGGAAAUCGGAUUUUGGCGUUAGUGCGGUUAUUGUGAUACUAUGGUUUAUUGCAUCUGUAUGUUGGGCCAGUGGUGUUGAUAAACUCAAACGCUAUACAUCGGCAAGUGAUAUUAAAUUUAUGAUUAACGGAUCAGCUAAUUGCGUUGUUGACGCUCCUCAUGGUUAUGCUGGAUUAAAUAUAUCACUGUUGUUCGGAUUUGCCAAUGUUGCCUUGUGGGGAGCAGCUCUCUGGUUUCUAUGGAAAGAAACACCAUGGUUCAGUGGGGAAGCUGAUGCACUUCGUCAGAUCGAUUCUAUUCCGGAAGUUGAUGGAUCUACCUUGUGA
Molecule: messenger RNA, 693 nt
Organism: Rodentolepis nana
Lineage: Eukaryota; Metazoa; Platyhelminthes; Cestoda; Cyclophyllidea; Hymenolepididae
Source: the annotation of a GenBank genome assembly